Molecule: messenger RNA, 2788 nt
Organism: Cicer arietinum (chickpea)
Lineage: Eukaryota; Viridiplantae; Streptophyta; Magnoliopsida; Fabales; Fabaceae
Product: seed linoleate 9S-lipoxygenase-2
Biological process (GO): lipid oxidation
Molecular function (GO): metal ion binding; protein binding; oxidoreductase activity, acting on single donors with incorporation of molecular oxygen, incorporation of two atoms of oxygen
Source: RefSeq, a predicted model, not a curated record
UAGUUAAAGCAAAAAAAAAAAAAAUGUUUUCAGGCGUGACGGGAAUCCUGAAUAAGGGGCGGAAAAUAAGAGGGACAGUGGUGUUGAUGAGAAAGAAUGUGUUGGACUAUAACACAAUUAUUAGUAUUGGUGGUGGUAACGUCCGUGGAGUUAUCGACUCCGGCAUCAAUCUCAUUGGUUCAACUGUCGAUGGCCUCACUGCCUUUUUGGGCCGCAGUGUCUCUCUCCAGCUCAUUAGUGCUACCAAAUCCGAUCGGAAAGUAGGAAAGGAUACGUUUUUGGAAGGUAUCAUUGCCUCGUUACCAACCUUGGGAGCUGGUGAAUCUGCAUUCAAUAUUCAUUUUGAAUGGGAUGAUGACAUGGGAAUUCCCGCUGCAUUUUACAUCAAAAACUAUAUGCAAGUUGAGUUUUAUCUCAAGACUCUUACUCUUGAAGAUGUUCCAAACCAUGGAACCAUCCAUUUCGUAUGCAACUCUUGGGUUUACAAUUCUAAACUCUACAAAACUCCACGUAUUUUCUUUGCAAACAAGACAUAUCUUCCAAGUGAAACACCGUCUCCACUUGUUAAAUAUAGAGAAGAGGAAUUGCAUAAUUUAAGGGGUGAUGGAACAGGAGAACGCAAGGAACAUGAAAGAAUCUAUGAUUAUGAUGUCUAUAAUGAUUUGGGCAAUCCAGAUCAUGGUGAAAAUUUUGUUCGUCCUGUUAUUGGAGGAUCUAGCACCCUUCCCUACCCACGCAGAGGAAGGACGGGUCGAUAUCCAACAUUAAAAGAUCCGAAGAGUGAGAAACCAGCUACAGAAGUAUAUGUUCCAAGAGAUGAAAAUUUUGGUCAUUUGAAGUCUUCAGACUUUCUAACCUAUGGAAUAAAAUCUUUAUCUCAAUGUGUAUUACCAGCAUUUGAAUCUGCAUUCGACUUGAAUUUUACACCAAAUGAGUUUGAUAGUUUCCAAGAUGUGCGUGACCUCUUUGAAGGUGGAAUUAAGCUGCCUUUAGAUGUAAUUAGCACAAUUAGUCCCUUACCUGUGAUCAAAGAACUCUUCCGUACUGAUGGUGAACAAGUCCUCAAAUUUCCAGAACCUCAUAUUAUUCAAGUAAGUAAGUCUGCAUGGAUGACUGAUGAAGAAUUUGCAAGAGAAAUGCUUGCUGGCGUAAAUCCUUGCAUGAUUCGGGGUCUUAAAGAGUUUCCUCCAAAAAGCAAUCUUGACCCUACAAUCUAUGGCGAUCAAACUAGUAAGAUAACUGCAGAUGUCAUGGAGCUUGAUGGGUGCACAAUAGAAGAGGCACUUGCUAGUGGGAGGUUAUUCAUAUUAGAUUACCACGACACAUUCAUGCCAUAUUUGAGACGAAUAAAUGAGACUUCUGCAAAGGCUUAUGCCACUAGAACCAUCCUUUUUCUCAAAGAAAAUGGAACUUUAAAGCCAGUGGCUAUUGAAUUAAGUUUGCCACAUCCUGAUGGUGAUAAUUCAGGUGUCGUUAGUCAAGUCAUCUUACCUGCAAAUGAAGGUGUUGAAAGUACAAUUUGGUUACUUGCAAAAGCUUAUGUGGUUGUUAAUGAUUCUUGCUAUCAUCAACUCAUGAGUCAUUGGUUGAAUACUCAUGCAGUUAUUGAGCCAUUCAUCAUAGCAACACAUCGACAACUUAGUGUGCUUCACCCAAUUCAUAAACUCUUGACUCCUCAUUUUCGUGACACCAUGAACAUCAAUGCACUUGCAAGACAAUCUCUAAUUAAUGCCGAUGGCAUAAUAGAGAAAACGUUUUUGCCUUCAAAAUAUGGUGUGGAAAUGUCUUCUGCAGUUUACAAGAAUUGGGUUUUCCCUGAUCAAGCACUACCAAAUGAUCUUAUCAAGAGAAAUAUGGCUGUUAAGGAUUCAUCUUCACCGUAUGGACUUCGUCUUCUGAUAGAGGACUACCCUUAUGCUGUUGAUGGAUUAGAGAUAUGGGAAACUAUUAAAACAUGGGUCCAAGAUUAUGUCUCAUUGUAUUAUGCAACCGACGAUGAUAUCAAAAUUGACUCAGAACUUCAACAUUGGUGGAAAGAAGUUGUAGAAGAAGGUCAUGGUGAUUUGAAAGAUAAGCCAUGGUGGCCUAAGUUGCAAACACUUGAAGAGCUUGUUGAAGUUUGCACUAUUAUUAUAUGGACUGCAUCAGCUCUUCAUGCAGCUGUUAAUUUUGGACAAUAUCCUUAUGGUGGUUUUAUUUUAAACCGUCCAACUCUUAGUAGACGAUUGCUUCCUGAACAAGGCACUUCACAAUAUGAAGAAAUGGUGAAGAGUCCUCAAAAGGCUUACUUGAGAACAAUUACACCAAAGUUACAAACACUUAUUGACCUUUCGGUGAUAGAAAUCUUGUCAAGACAUGCUUCUGAUGAGGUCUACCUUGGAGAAAGGGAAAAUCCACAUUGGACCUCUGAUUCAAAAGCUUUACAAGCAUUUCAAAAGUUUGCAAAUAAGCUAGCAGAAAUUGAGGCAAAACUUGCAAAGAAGAACAAUGACCCGAGUCUAAGCCAUCGAUUUGGGCCGGUUCAAUUGCCAUACACUUUACUUCAUCCCACUAGUGAAGAGGGUUUAACUUUUAGAGGAAUUCCCAAUAGUAUAUCUAUCUAAGAAAAGUUGAGGUUUAUUUAACUAUAUGUUACUUUAUCUUCCAAUAAAGAGAUGCUCCAAUUAUCUUGCAUCUUAUCUAUGUUAUAAUUAAGUGUAUGCGUAUGUUUAGUUAUUUGUAAUUUGAACCCUCCAACUUGUUAUAGUUCACAAAUAAUAAGGGUAUUAUUGGUUUGUGUGUUUAUCUC